AUGCUCAGUAGAAAUAUGUUUCGAUUGUGUUCAAAAUCUUUAGAAUUCGCAGGACUUCCUAAUCCUAUGAUGGCAAAUAUUCCAGCAUUUCAUCAUGUGCCGAUUGUUGUUGAAGAGACUAGUAGAGGGGAAAGAGCAUUUGAUAUAUAUUCCAGAUUACUUAAAGAAAGAUGUUUAAUGGGACCUAUUAAUGACAUAAGCAGUUCUUUGAUAAUUGCCCAGCUGUUAUACCUUCAAGCCGAAUCAUCUUCAAAAACUAUUCAUAUGUACAUCAAUUCCCCUGGUGCUGUUAUUACAUCAGGAUUGGGAAUAUAUGAUACAAUACAGUACAUGCUACCUUCAGCUACUACUUGGUGCGUGGGACAAGCUUGCAUUAUGGCAUUUUCAUUUUUAGAUACAAGAACACCCAGAAUGAGAAGUUCCUUACCCAAUGCACGGAUUAUGGUUUGCCAACCAUCUGGAGGAGUAGUGGCCUUAAUGGACCAGCACCAUGAUCUUGGAUCAUCGGGCUAG
Messenger RNA from Diabrotica balteata, 513 nucleotides. Lineage: Eukaryota; Metazoa; Arthropoda; Insecta; Coleoptera; Chrysomelidae. The record is from the annotation of a GenBank genome assembly.